This is a messenger RNA of Drosophila eugracilis, 413 nucleotides long. RefSeq names its product protein transport protein Sec61 gamma-2 subunit. The transcript has a single exon. Bases 97 to 303 code for a protein of 68 amino acids. Gene Ontology annotation, cellular component: Ssh1 translocon complex; membrane. Gene Ontology annotation, molecular function: transmembrane protein transporter activity. The record is from RefSeq and is a predicted model, not a curated record. Gene Ontology annotation, biological process: post-translational protein targeting to membrane, translocation; protein targeting. Lineage: Eukaryota; Metazoa; Arthropoda; Insecta; Diptera; Drosophilidae.
UUCUUGUGGUUGGUAACUCUAAAAUAAGCGACACGGCAGCAAACCAUAUCAGUUCACUUAAGUGAAAAUUUUCUGUUGAAUACUCAUAAUUUCAUAAUGGAUAAAGUUGUUAAGUUUGCCGAACCUGGACGCGUCUUCGCCAAGGACUCUAUUCGCCUGGUAAAGCGCUGCACGAAGCCCGAUCGCAAAGAGUUCCAGAAAAUCGCUAUUGCCACCGCCGUGGGCUUCUGCAUCAUGGGCUUCAUCGGAUUCUUCGUUAAACUUAUACACAUUCCCAUUAACAACAUCAUCGUAGGAUCCUAAAAUGCAGCUAAUAGACGGAACAUUGCAAUAAUAAUACAAUGUAAAUUACGAUUUCCCACGGAAUCUAGGAAAAUAAAAAUCCCUUUUUCGGAUUGUUUCGUACACACGUA